Pocillopora verrucosa is the source of this 1400-nucleotide messenger RNA. Its product is annotated as protein rolling stone. The record is from RefSeq and is a predicted model, not a curated record. Gene Ontology annotation, cellular component: membrane. NCBI's taxonomy places the organism in Eukaryota, Metazoa, Cnidaria, Anthozoa, Scleractinia, Pocilloporidae.
UUUACGCACAUCAAAACCAGUGAGUUGGUGUAUACUUGAAUCCUAUUUAGUAGUUACUGACCAAGUGUCCAUCAUGUGCCGCGACGAGUUUCGUUUGUCUCAAGUCAAAUUGUAUCAUUCUGACGCCAAAGAUUUCAUCCGAUCACUGUGGCUCCCAGCUGCCCUGGUGACGGCAUAUCGCUGUAUUUUUAGCGCGUAUUGCUUGGGUUGGAUCAUAUAUAGCGGUUUCCAUCCCGCUAAUGGCGCAGAAAAAUGGUUCAUCUAUUUGACAAACUGGGCUUUUACCUUUGUGACGAUGUAUUUCUUGUGGGCUUCUGUUGUCAGCGUUCUGCAUCACUUUGGAAUCACAAACAACCAGGUGGACAUGCAAAUGAAGGCUAUUGGCAACCAUGACAGUGACGCAGAGGGAGGAGAAGGCCUGGGCGAUAGUGUCCAUAAAUCCGCAGUGAAGAUGUCGUGGUAUCACAAGGGAUUAUGGGUCGUUUUUAACAUUGCUGCCAAUACUGCCAUUAUGGUGACCCUUUUGUACUGGACACUAAUUUUUGGCGGCACAACCAGUGGUCUGGAUGUGAGUACCCAUCUGAUAAACAGUGUUAUGAUUGUUGCAGACAUAAUGCUGAGCUGCGUUCCUGUCAGAAUUCUCCAUGUUGUCUAUCCAUUGGUCUUGGGUAUUUGUUAUCUGUUGACAACUGUUAUCUUUUGGGCAGUUGAUGCGACUAACGCUCGUGGUGAGCCAUACAUCUAUUCCUACAUAGAUUACAACAACAGCCCGGGUUUUUCAAUCGGUCUUGUGUGCGGCUUUAUUCUAGUUGGGCAGCCUGUGGUUCAAAGUCUCCUUUUCGGUUUGUACAAACUACGCUGUUUUCUGGGCCUGAAAUGUGGCAAUAAAUCGUAACCGAAAGCUUUAUAUGAACAGGACUUCAUUACAAUAUUUAUUCCUAUCGCUUUUCAGCAAGAUUGUAGUACAAUUUAGUGAUUAAAAAAUGUGACGAGACAAACAUUUAUUUCCAAGUAUUGUUUGAAAUACAUUAUAUCUCCUUGGUCGUGAUGUUGAAAACUUGUAGCAGAUUAACUCUCGACAUACUGAUUUUAUAAAUAAAUAAAGGUGGCGAAUCUCUAUUAAACGGUAGGGUAUUACAAGACACAAGGUUUCCUCAUCUGGGUUGAUAAACGUAAAUUGGCCAUCGUGAAGAGUUUCAAAAGCUGACCUUUAAAGUGUUCGCCCCUCGCCAGAACGAAAGGGGAAAGGACUAAUGCUCAAAUCGUCAGCCUUUGAAACUCAUUUCGUAGGCCGCCACUAAUCAUUAUGCAUCACACUUACCAUGAAAAAUCUGAUUGGUCGAGAGCAUUCAAUCGAUAUACAAUUUAUCAUCUCGAGUUCACCGUCUACCUAGUUUCCA